Messenger RNA from Merops nubicus (carmine bee-eater), 1727 nucleotides. It is a transcript of the gene SOX30, whose product is annotated as SRY (sex determining region Y)-box 30. Gene Ontology annotation, biological process: regulation of transcription by RNA polymerase II. Lineage: Eukaryota; Metazoa; Chordata; Aves; Coraciiformes; Meropidae. The record is from RefSeq and is a predicted model, not a curated record. Gene Ontology annotation, molecular function: sequence-specific double-stranded DNA binding; DNA-binding transcription factor activity, RNA polymerase II-specific. Gene Ontology annotation, cellular component: nucleus.
GGAGCGCCGGAGCGAGCAAGGAGGCGGUGAAGGUGCUGGAGAAGAGGGAGGACGGGACUGGGAAGGAGCCCCGGGCUGGAGGCGCUGUCAAAGUGGAGCCGCCCGACGUGGCCUUUGAGGCCACCUGGGUGAAGACGGAAAAGGAGGAUGCCCCGGCUGGCUCCCAGUAUGGGCCCGCUCUUGCCAGCACCGAUGACCGCAGGAUGCAGCAGGGCGAGGGGCUUGGGAUCCUCCCUGAAGAUCGGAAGGGCCGGCGGAAGAUCCCGUUUCUGCUUCAGCCCUUACCUCCCGGCACCUGCAUACAGGUCCAUGGCCCUCUGCCACCAGAGCUGAUCCAUGUGACUCAAGUGCCAGUGAAACAAGUGCCGCUUACAGCGCAGUCUGUACCAGAGCCUUCAGUAAAGAUUGAAACUAAAAACGUGCCCUUCACCAUACCGCCCUCUGACUCAGGUAUGCCAGAUACUCCAUUUAGCAAGGACAAAAGUGGCCACGUGAAGCGCCCGAUGAACGCGUUCAUGGUGUGGGCUAGGAUUCAUCGCCCUGCCCUUGCAAAAGCUAACCCAAACGCCAGUAAUUCAGACAUCAGUGUUCAGCUUGGGCUGGAGUGGAGCAAGCUGACUGAAGAGCAGAAGCAACCCUAUUUUGCUGAAGCUCAGAAAAUAAAACUAAAGCACAGAGAGGAAUUUCCUGGUUGGGUUUAUCAACCCCAAGGCAAAAGGAAGCGUUUUCCACUGCCUGGCUCUGGUGCAUUUUCCAGCACUUCUCAGAGCACCACCACUACGAAUCCAGAUGGCAUUUGUCCCUUCAAGUCACCUGCUCACUCUGUUGUCAUCUCCAGUCCUAAGAACAGUAUUGGACGUCCAGUCUGUGGGUCUCCUUCUGCCAUCCGUCUGCCAGCUUCUCCCAUUCAACAUGCUGGUCCAGUUACUGUUUUCCAGACUACCAGCACAAGCACCACAUCAGUGACUGUUCCAGCUCCAACCCUGCCCCUGCGCCCUGUAAUUUCACCACAGUGCUUUGCUGAACCUGCUCAGACAGAAGCUCAUGAUGUAUCAUCUGGGCCAAAUUUAUCUCUGAGGAGAUCUACACCGGUUUUUGUUGAGAGAUUCAGCAGAAACCCAAGUAACAUAACCACCACUGAUGGCAGAUUUUCUGUCUGUAAUAGUGAGCCCCAGGAGUACCCAGGGUUCCCUGUUCUUCCUAGAGGUGUACUUCUUCCCCAAGCUACACCUUUUCUUCACCCACCUCUCUAUGGAUCUCCUCCCAUUGGACAGCCAGCCAGUCUGUUUGCAAUACCUCCUCACUUUUCAUUGCACCACCCUUACUUUGUACCUGGACUUCACUAUUUCCCUUCAAGCAUGUGCCCAUUCAGCCGAUCUCUGUUUGGCUGUGGGAAUUUCACCAGCUCAGUGCCUGAAUACUUUGGCUUUUAUGAAGACAGAUACCAAAGACAGGAGGUGAUGGUUUCACCUCUGGACAGAGGCUGUCCUUUCAAGGAACACCCAGAAGAAAGACGAAGUGAGCAGCAGCGCAGUGGGGAGAGCCCCGAAGGAGUGCCCUGCCACAGCGGCUGCAGCGAGGGGCAAUAUGUAAGCCCCCUGCCACAGCUGGAUGUUCAAGUGUUGGAGGAGUUUUUAGCAGUUGCCUCACCUCCCUCCACCAUCCACAUAGUCAAUGUUACUGACAGUGAUGAGGAUGAAGAAGUAAAGUUGUUGCAAGAAUUGUAA